CCCCAAAACCCUCACCACUCUACCACAGUCCACAGUCCACAGUCCACAGUCUACUGACUCAGAAUUCAGGGAGCGCACUAGCCAGUAGCCACCCACCACCAUGGGCAUGGCUUCCCCUAAGCUUCUCCUCCUGCUCGCCACCUUCCUCCCGAGCUGCGGCCUCCUCCUGGCGGACUUCGCCCCGAUGACCCUGACCGUCGUGAACAACUGCCCGUACCCGGUCUGGCCGGGCAUCCAGGGGAGCGCCGGCAGCGAGGUCCUGGAGGGGGGCGGCUUCUACCUCCCGUCGCUCUCCCACCGCUCCUUCCCGGCGCCCGCCCACGCCUGGUCCGGCCGCAUCUGGGCGCGCACCGGCUGCACGCCCGCCGGCGGGGAGCAGCUCCGCUGCGCCACGGGCGACUGCGGCGGCCGGCUCCAGUGCGGGGGCCUCGGCGGCGCGGCGCCCGCCACCCUCGCGCAAGUCUCCCUCCACCACGGCAAUGACCAGUCGUCCUACGGCGUGAGCGUGGUGGACGGCUUCAACGUGGGCCUGUCCGUGACCCCGCACGAGGGCCGCGGCAACUGCCCCGUCCUCGCCUGCCGCAAGGACCUGACCCAGACCUGCCCCGGCGAACUGCAGGUGCGCCAGGGCGGCGGCGCCGUCGUCGCGUGCAGGAGCGGCUGCCUGGCCUUGGGCUCCGACGAGCUGUGCUGCCGCAACGCCUACAACAGCCCGGCCGCCUGCCGCCCCUCCAAGUACUCGGACUUCUUCAAGAGCGCGUGCCCGCAGGCCUUCACCUACGCGCACGACAGCCCCUCGCUCACCCACGAGUGCUCCGCGCCGCGCGAGCUCAAGGUCAUCUUCUGCCACUAGAGUGACUCCACCGGCGCUCGAGCCGGUGGACGUGCGCCGCCGCCGCCCGUCAGUGGUUAUCUCCGGGAUCGAUGUAGCGUAGUGUGUGUCAUCUACUUCCACUCAUCUGUCAUGUGGAAGUGUUCGAGUAGGCUCCGGAGACUGCCGGCCCGGAGUACUUGGUGAUGUAGUAGUUCGGCCCUGUUUCGAUCCAUGUCGUUGGCUGCUCUGAUUCCACUCUGAAAUAACAUACAUGUUUAGAUGGGCA
Messenger RNA from Hordeum vulgare subsp. vulgare (domesticated barley), 1100 nucleotides. Its product is annotated as osmotin-like protein. Lineage: Eukaryota; Viridiplantae; Streptophyta; Magnoliopsida; Poales; Poaceae. The record is from RefSeq and is a predicted model, not a curated record. Gene Ontology annotation, biological process: defense response. The coding region runs from base 101 to 853 and encodes 250 amino acids. The transcript has a single exon. Gene Ontology annotation, cellular component: extracellular region.